AUGACAGAUGUUCCAGCUACACUCAGUGGGGCUGAGUGCAAUGGGGAUAGGCCCCCUGACAAUAGUCAACAGCACACCUAUAAAAUCAAUGAGGAAACAACUGAUAUGGACGGGUCCCCACCAUGCUCCAGGCUUGAAUCCAGUCUUGAUUUAUCUCCAAAAGAAAAUCAGGAAGAAAGUGGAAAAUCUCAAGGGAGCAUGCUAACCAAAUGGCCCAUGGGUGAGAAGAUUCAAAUGGAAAGCCCAGAAGAGAACCUUCUUGUUGUUCAUAAGGCCAUCACAGAUCUUACUCUUCAAGGAACAAGUGCUGAGGAAAUGGCAUUCAGAGAAGGGCAUCAGUGGGAGAAGAUUCCUCUGAGCAGAAGCAACCAGGAAGUAAGUAGACCAAAGGAAAGGAUUACUGAAAGGCCUGUAGAAGAGCGAGAAGAUCAGAAGAAAGCUUUCCAGGCAACUGAAAUUGAAUGGUUGGGAUUUCGGAAACCCAGCCAAGUUGACAUGUUGCAUUCUGAACACGAUGAAGAGAAAGACGUGUGGAACGACGAAACUAAUGAUGGGGAUGAUUGCGAUGGGGAUGAAGACGAGGUUCGAGUUAUAGAGUUUAAGAAAAAAUAUGAAGAAAGUUCUCAAUUAAGAGAGGAAGGCAGUGCAAGUGAGGACUCUCCGUUGAGCAGCCCGGGUUCCCAGCCCGGGACUCCUGAUGAGCAGCCCAUGUUGGGAAAGAAGGGUGAUGUCUCCAGGAAUGCAUAUGCGAGAUACAACACAAUAUCCUAUCGGAAAAUUAGGAAGGGGAAUACCAAGCAAAGAAUUGAUGAAUUUGAGUCAAUGAUGCAUUUAUAA
Jaculus jaculus (lesser Egyptian jerboa) is the source of this 837-nucleotide messenger RNA. RefSeq names its product ermin (gene Ermn). Lineage: Eukaryota; Metazoa; Chordata; Mammalia; Rodentia; Dipodidae. The record is from RefSeq and is a predicted model, not a curated record. The coding region runs from base 1 to 837 and encodes 278 amino acids. Gene Ontology annotation, molecular function: actin filament binding. The transcript has 3 exons. Gene Ontology annotation, cellular component: filopodium; neuronal cell body; internode region of axon. Gene Ontology annotation, biological process: morphogenesis of a branching structure; regulation of cell shape; regulation of cell projection organization.